CAGGCACGACCCGGAGUCACUAUCGCUUCAUCAAAAGAAUCGCUUCCGAACUGGAAGCACCCACACGAAAUCCGCCUCUGGCACACAGAGCGCCGCUCCAGGGCAGAAAUGAACACCGCUUGAUUCCCGACGCCUUCCAGCCUUGUCCGCCAGAAAUUUGAGUCGUUACCGGUUCACAUCGAGCUCACCAUGGCGUCAUUCAUGAAUCUACUGCCUGUUGAGACAGUCAACCACAUCGUUCAGUACCUCGGCACCAGCGACGCCAACCGCUUUGGGCAAACUUGCAAGGGCGCAUACAGCAUCACGAACCCCAUUGUCUACAAGGACAAUGUCCCUGCGAAGACCAAGCGAGGUCCUGUUACUUGGGGGGUCGUCACGGGUCAACUUCGAGUCAUUGAGAUGGCAGUGGCCGCCGGGGCAGAUGUAUCUGCGCCCGACUCUCUGGACAAGACCAGAUCCGUGGAACUUGGUGUAAACGCACCUUCCUCAAACCCAUUUACCGACGGUAUGAUGGGCUGUAUGACCUAUAUGAAGGCAAACGCGCUGAGCAAGGGAGAACUUCUCGGCAACUGUACCGGCAUUGUUUGGACCCUAGAGUUCCAGAAACGUGACCUUCCACACCGGCAUAUGUUGGUACUUUUGGAUGCAGAGAUCCAGCGGACUUACCUGGAGUCUGAAGUUGGCAACAUGCUGGGAUUUGGCAUCAGAUUGUACAUCCGCGGACUUGUUUUGGCUGUCUCGGCCACAAGGCACAUCGUCCGUACCUAUACGCUCCCUGUGACACACGGCGUGGCAUGCGUCCAAACUGAGCUGGUACCAAAGAAAGACGUCAACCCCGCCCUUCCUCCCAGCUGGAUGUUGGCUGGAGAGGGAGUGGUAGGGGAAGAACCCCUUGAACCUGCUCAACGUUUGAUCACCCACCCUCAGACACCCCCACGCCCAGUCCUCUAUUCUUGGACGUGGGAGGAGAGUCGCCAUUGCUCGCGUGAACACCGGUCCACUCCCAGUCAUGAAGAAGAUGCUUCGGUGUCUACCUUUGCCGACUUGACGGGAGCUUCUCGUGCUCGUGCUAAUGUAUUGCUGCAAUCGGGUAUUUGCUCUUGCUGACAAACCACAACUUUUUGCUUCACGACUGCUCUCAACACAACCAACUGACCAUGACUACUACUGCUACGUCGGAAGCGCAGUCCGGAGCGCAGUCAUAUUCACUUGCCCAUACUUUAGAGCGUAUCAGUUCUAUACAUUUUUUGGAUCGCCUCAGAGUCAAUCUCGCCGCAGCCCCGUCUCCGGCUACAUCACCGCCAGAAGUUACACCUCCCGGACGUGCCACUCCGGCAGGAUGGCACCGCCGCGGACUUGCCCCCCAACCGCAGAGGUAGCUAUACACCCUCGAGAAACCCGCGAGUGGCAUGCGGUCAAGGCUGGAAUUCUUCGACUCGGUCCUACUAUACGAUAUGAACAGUCGGAUACAGGUUGCUUGACCCAGAUCAGGCCCCUUCGUGACUCUAAGAAAGGCCGACACAUAUCCGC
Neurospora tetraspora is the source of this 1530-nucleotide messenger RNA. RefSeq lists its product as uncharacterized. Gene Ontology annotation, molecular function: protein binding. Lineage: Eukaryota; Fungi; Ascomycota; Sordariomycetes; Sordariales; Sordariaceae. Bases 190 to 1107 code for a protein of 305 amino acids. The record is from RefSeq and is a predicted model, not a curated record. The transcript has 3 exons.